This is a messenger RNA of Linderina pennispora, 5439 nucleotides long. RefSeq lists its product as uncharacterized. The coding region runs from base 1 to 5439 and encodes 1812 amino acids. Gene Ontology annotation, molecular function: transcription coregulator activity. Gene Ontology annotation, biological process: regulation of transcription by RNA polymerase II. The transcript has 8 exons. NCBI's taxonomy places the organism in Eukaryota, Fungi, Kickxellomycota, Kickxellomycetes, Kickxellales, Kickxellaceae. Gene Ontology annotation, cellular component: mediator complex. The record is from RefSeq and is a predicted model, not a curated record.
AUGAAUUCAGCCGGAGGCAGCUCGCAGCAGGGCACCGGCACCCGGCCAUCGCUGAGUUCGACGCCAGCGUCAGGGCUGGGCCGCGCGCGACUAGAGCGACCGGGGUGGCGCGGCGGCAAUGACAUUCAGCCGCUCAACAAGUACACGCCGACGCCGACCUCUGGCACGGUGCCACUGCACAGCUCUCAGGACAUUGGAUACACAGACUUUCGGCCAACCAGGCCUGGGCAAAGCGAAGACAUUCUGAACGAGCACACGAUCCGGUACGGAUACACAGACGUGCCGCGCGUCGAGAACGAGUUUGUGUCCCAGCACGAGAUGGUGUACGACCGGCUCAUGGAUACGCGGGUGUUCCAGGACCUGCAGGCAUUCGCGGCGGGAGUCGCCCAGAGGCAGCUGGCAAGAGGCAGCGUGGGCUCACUGGCGCUGCCCAGGCUGCCGAACCGACCCGUAAGGAGCGACGAGCAGAGGGAGGAGUGGCUGAGGAACCUGGCCAACCCACGGCUGCCACUGAAUGUGCUCAUCAACACAAUGCCGUUUGGGCAUCGCGGCGAGAGACUGCUCGAAUCGCUGAAACAGCACAGGGUGCCGCUGCUGCGGGCAGUGUGGGCGAUUCGGCUAACGGGCGUCUACGAGAUGUUUGGCCAGCAGGCGCGCACACUCGACCACGCUGGGCUCAAGGCGCUGGAGCAAUCAUAUACGCUGCAAUGGUCCAAGGCAGUGACGCAAUUCCUGGAACACACGCUGAGCGCAGCUCCGACCGGCGACCACGAUGCAGCGCAGGUGAAGAAGUGGUCUCAGGACUGGACGUACAGUCUGUCACUGCUCCAUGUCCAGGCCGACCAAGGGCUGAUGGACCAGCGGCAUCUGGUGAGCUGGCUGGCGAGCCAGUUCCGGCAACUGCCGGUCGACAAGUGCAUGCUGGUGCUGCCUGUGAUCAAGGACUAUGUGCCCGAGAUAAGCAAGUCGCGCACGCCGCUGCGCAAGCUGAUCCAAGCUGUGGCAUUCCGCGUCGAGCAGGCACAGCGAUACCCGUCUUUGGCGCAAUUCGGCAAGACUGUCUGUGGCUUCCUGGUCGAGCUGUUCGAAAAGUUCCCUGAUGCAUUUGUGGAGCCGACGACAUGGUGGGACGGGUACCGCACGCCGCUGUAUGUUGCAUGCGAUAAAUGCGAUCGUGUGGAUCGCAGGAGGAUGAAGCAGAUGCUGGCACAUGUCGACGAGCGCAAUGCAAAAUUCUCGAGCCUGGCGCCGCUGACAGUGGUCACUGCAAAAGAUGGCACAGGUUGCGAGGUGGGCGGAUCGGCUCAGAUACUGCAGGUAUUGAACGAGAUCACCAUCGACAUAGGCGUCAGCACUGUGUUCAGCUCGGUGUUUGAGGGCGCCAAAGCAGCUUCUGAAGUCAUUGAUGCGCACAAGAUCCGGAUCAUCUGCUACUGGGCCGUUGACAGCAGCAUUUCGUCUACUGCAACGCAGUUCCGCACCAUGUUCGGCACACGGCUCAUCCAGCUGCACAAGGAACAGCUCCCCCCUGACACGCCCACGUCUGCGCUGCAAUCGGCCAUUGUCAGCUUCCUCGACAUAUUCACACCCCCCGAUCCCCACGCCGACAAUGAGCGCUACGUCUGGCGCGUCUGUUUACUGCUUGAGCGCCUCUCAUACGCAAACUGCUUCUCAGUACCCAAAUACCUGCAGCUGCUGACGGCCCGUGGGGACUUUUUCGGAGCCAAUGUUACUACCGUCAAGUCGCAGCGACAUUUGGCGUACGCUAAAGGGCUAGCAGUCGGAUCUCCGGCAGACGAUGAGCAGCGGCAGAUGCUGCUGUACGGAUUCGACAUGGACCUGGAGCGGGCAGCACAGAAUGAGAGCGAUGGGGCUGUGUGUGCGAGUCUGCGGCGCGAGAUCUCCCGUAUUCUGCCGUUCCUUGUUGCGUACACGUGUGCUACGCCGCUGCGUGCAAAGGCCAAUGGCAAGGAGCCCACGAUUGAUGCGGCCUUAGCAAUGUGGUGGCGGGGAUCUGGCCCGAGCUCCAGCAUCCUGGACCCACAGAACCUGCCAACGCCCGAGCAGCUUGCUGGCGUAUCGCUUUCAGCUCCGUCGUCGCGUGCUUCCUGCGUCAAAGACUGGAUUUCGCCACUGUCCGACCACAUUUCCGACGAGUCCCUGCUGGGCCAGGACAUUUCAGCCGAGUGCCUCGGGCUGCUGAGCAAGAGCUCGCGCAACAUUCUCGACAUGGUCGUGCACCAGCGGCUGAUGCCGAUAGUCUACGAUUUUGUGGUCAAGGACAUCAAGGUUGGGGUCGACAACUGGCGCGUCAUCACUCAGCCGGGCACCUCCCUGCUUAAUGCACGCCAGACUGCUGCCAUUAUCCGGGUGCUGAGUGUUUCUGGGAUGUUUGCGCAUAUGCUGGACUUUUUGCUCUGGCUGAUCAGCCAUUCGAAGGCAACACCCGUGCUGGCUACUGUUCACACAGCGCUGGUGCGCUUCACCGACGCCUGGCGGUUGCUGGGCAGGCUGACGGAGGCUGCAAUCGCUGUUGGCAAUAUCUAUACCGAGAACUCGUCAUCAUCGUCAGUCGACUUGGAGUCCUUCAAGACCCUGUCGUACUGGAGCACUGUUGACCCGGCGGAUACACAAAUCUCGGCCCUCGCACAAAAGGCGCACAGCGACCACGAUGCCUACGUCGACAUGCAGACGCAAUCGCUGCUACUACCUUCUCACGCUGCCGGCCCUGUCCACACCGACAAGGAGUUGAUGCAGCUGGCGCAGCGGGUCGUGUCUGAGCGGCAGCGCGAAAACGCACAGUCGUCAGACGAGACCGACUGGACAGUGACCCAGUGCUUUGACAAGCUGAGUCGCUGGGCCGCGAGCCAAAUGGCCAAAUCCGACUUUGGCAGUCCGCCUGGACUGCAGCCAAACGGCGUGAUCAGCUCGCCAGUGAUGGGCAGCAAGUCGCGGUCGGCAAAGCUGGAGAGCGAGAAUGCACUGAUGGAGUGUUUUUUGGACCUGGCCGCGCAGUACGUUGGGUGGUUCUCAGAUAACUCUGGCCUGCUUGUCACCCCGCACACGACCAGCCAGCUGCUGCUCACCGCGCUAUCUACCGCCAUUAAUGCGUGGCCAAUUGCGCGGAAUAGCGCUGCUGCGCAUGUGGCAGUGCCGGUUUCGUCGACUGCAGGAGGCAGUCCAGCUGUACAGCCCACUGAGUCACCAUCUCCAUCUCCGCUGUUUGCUGUGGCCGAUAUCGAUCGUGCCAUGCUCGUUACUUCAGCGUGGGUGACGAAGCUGCUGGCCAGCGGGUGUCUGAGAAUCAGCUACUUGGUCCCCUGGCUGAUCGAGGAACUGCGCAGUGACGUGCUGCAGACACCUGCUGCCAAAUAUGCGUGCUUGGCAGGCAUUGUCAACACAUUGAGUGUCUCGCCAGACCAGAUAAUUCUGCACAGACCGCCACUGGUCCGCGCCGAUUCCCGCGCCGGCAGUCUCCAGACCAGUGCCCAGCACCCUGCCCACCGCCUGACCGACCGUCUUAUAAUCGACAGCUGCUGGGACUCGACGCUGAUUGCCAACAAGGUGAGCCGGAUCCAGACGGUGGAGCUUGUGUUCACCUGCGCAUCGACAGGCGGCCAGCUGCGGGACUCUGGAAUGCCACAACUCGAAACAAUCUUGGUCCACGCAGCCACAGAGUUGGCGCAGUCUGUGUGGGUGCAGAUGUUUAUCGACUUCAUACCCCUAUCUCAGCAGGACGCCAGCAGCAAGACGGUGCGUGGUCAGCACUACAACAUGUUGGAGAUCUACCGCGCCAACAUCGAGGUGCAAAUCCGCAGCCCAGCCGUAUCACUGCCGGUGAAACGUGCGGUUCUGCGGUCACUGCUGACGCUCUGUGAGGGAAACGACCCGGCGAGCGAGGGAUUUUCAGCAAUGACCACACCUGAGGUGGCUCUGCGCCUGCGCGAGACCCUGAACCGGUUCUGGUUUGGGCCGGCAGCGCGCGGCAAGGCUACGCCAGCAGCAUUCAAGUGCGCGACAAUCUUGAAUUCCCUCAUGCUGUUUUCAGCCACAGCCUUGCAGGAAACCGAGGCAACCACCGAUGCAUUUGCUGUAGCUGCUGGGGCAGCCACCAUGGCCUCAGCUGCGCACUCAGCUAGUGAGCCUGCCAAUGCACUGCAGGAUAUUGACACCCUCUCGCAGACACUGGGCCGUGGCAGCGGGCAGGUGCAAUUUGUCACCAACCCGACUACAUUCCUGGCCAGCUGCGUGCUGGAGGCUGUGUUCAGCUGGGGAACACCCGGCCGCGACGCGAAAAACAUGGAUAGCAAGAGGUACGCGAGUUUGGCCGAAGUUCUGUCGACCCUAGAUCCCACCACUCUACUGCAACAGACUGAGGCGUGUUGGGCCACGCUGUUCAGACUGAACACGCCACUGCUGCGUGCGACCAGCGAUCAAACAGGACCGCACAGCAGCGAGGGCUCGCCGAUCCAGAGAUCCCGCAGCAACCAACAGGACCAGUCGCCCAGCGCAAAGGCUGCAUUGGCGAUUAUUCGGUCCGUGCAGCAGAGCGUGCCGACCUUGACCAGCCCUGAUGCAUUUGGUGACAUCGAUGGACAGCUGAUGCUGACGCUCGCUACGCAUGCCGAGAAACAGGGCAGCAGGAAGGAAGGCGCGCCAGUUGAUUCAGCAUUUGCGCCGGGCACGCUGCUGUCAAGCGUAAGGGCAAUUGCGUGCGGGCUGAUCGGCCAGCUACAGGCCAUCUCUGCACACGCGAGCUCUGACGUUGCCUCCACGCUCCACCAGCGGCAAGUACCCCCAAGCCGCCUGACAACGCCGCCUGCGCAGCCGCAGGAUACUGAGAAGCUCCAGCCCGUCGAUCCACAGCGUCUGUGUCUGGCGAUCCGCUGGCGUCUACAGGCAUUGCAGCCCAUGUGCGGGCUGAUGCGCGCGCACCCGGAGGAAUUCGCCGCCGACGAAUGGCUAAUGACGCUAGUGACAUUGUGCCUGUCGCCGCUGUGCCAGAGCGCGGCCAACGGACGCGACAGCCGGUUUCUACCAGGCAUCACAGCGGCCAUGCGCAAGCGCUCUCUGGUGCUGCUGCGCCGCGUUGCGCCUCUGCCGUCUCCUGCACAUACUCCUGGCCUCGAUAACCCGUGGAUCUGGGUCGAGGCACUCGAGUUUACGCCGCUGUCAAAUCUAUCGCCUGCCACGCCCAUCAACAUGGGGCUGGAGGGCAUGACCCCGUUUACAUUGCGGGGUGCUUUGGAGGCGGAAGAGGCAAAAAAGGGCGUGAAGCGCCCGGCUGAUGCAGCGAACCGAAUGCAAUUCCUGGACAACCCGUACUACCCGAAGCAGCCAGCGUUCAUGGCUCCGUUAGCAGAUACGCCCAUUCCGUGGCAGACACGGCUGGUGUGGCGGAACCAGUGCCAGCAGGCAUUUGGCGAGAACGGAGCCUGA